CCAGGGGAGAUGUGAAAGAGGAACAAGGCAUGGGCCAAGCGACCCCCCUUCAAAUGGAACACCUAGCCUUGGUGUACUUUCGAUAUGAGGAACAUGGUCUGCAGCAGCUUCAAGAAGGAGCAACCAUGUACAGCUUUAGAUCCGUGCUGUGUACUCUGCUACUGCUGUGCUAUCAUACUUUCCUGACUUUUGUGUUAGGGACAGGAAGAGGAAGUGCUGAAGAAGCCAAGAAACUUCUCAAACCUUAUUUGACUCGCUAUCCAAAAGGAGCCAUAUUCCUAUUCUUUGCAGGCAGGAUAGAAACAAUAAGAGGCAAUACUGAUGGAGCCAUCAGCAGGUUUGAAGAAUGUUGUGAAGCCCAGCAGCACUGGAAGCAGUUUCAUCACAUGUGCUAUUGGGAGCUGAUGUGGUGCUUUAUGUACAAACAUCAAUGGAAGAUGGCAUAUUUCUAUGCAGAUCUGCUCAGCAAAGAAAACCCCUGAUCAAAGGCAACAUACAUCUACAUGAAAGCAGCCUACUCCAGCAUGUUUGGACCAGAGGAUUAUAAACCUUUUGAGGAUGAUGAGGUUGCACUAUUUAGGACUGUGCCUAGUUUGAAACUGAAAAUAGCGGGAAGGUCCAUGGCUACAGAAAAGUUUGCAAUUCGGAAAUCUCGCCAAUACUUACCUCCUGUCCCUGCUCUGGAAAUGAUGUAUAUCUGGAAUGGUUAUGCAGUGAUUGGGAAGUGCCCUGAUCUGACUGAAGGUAUAUUGGAGUCCUUAGUAGAGGCGGGAGCAGCCCUGGAAAUGAAGCCAGGCGCAAUUACAAACAUUAUUCCAUGGAAACAAGAACACACUUCAGAAUUCAAGCUGAUUUGCACCAAGCCAAAUCUUCCCCAGAAUAUGGAGCAACAAUGAUUUCGUGAUGUUACCUUAAAAAAAGAAGGAGGUGGUUUUCAACAUUUCACAUCAGGACAUUAUUGGCAGUAUUCCACUGUCUUUUAAGUUCAACACAAAAUGUAUUUAAUUUACAAAUACAGAAGAAUGAACACUAAACAUUUAUUUCUCCUAGAGAGAUUACUCUGUGUGUGUGUGUCUGUGAAGUUUACAUAUUUAUUAAGUUGACAAGGAAUAUUAAAUGGACCAAUUAAUGGAACCUAUAGUUAUUGCUAAAGCUAAACUAGUGUUAGAUUAAAUUUGUUUAUGUGUCUUUUAAGCUUGCACAGAUAGUGUCGAAAAGAAAUUACUCAUUUUGCUGAUACAAUCAUUGCUGAUAUGAUGAUAGGCUGAUUUAUAUUGGAAUACAACAGAGUACUGUUUGAAAUAAAAAAUAUAUUGUUGGUGUCUCUCUUA
Molecule: messenger RNA, 1331 nt
Organism: Hemicordylus capensis (graceful crag lizard)
Lineage: Eukaryota; Metazoa; Chordata; Lepidosauria; Squamata; Cordylidae
Gene: TTC39A
Product: tetratricopeptide repeat domain 39A
Exons: 9
Molecular function (GO): protein binding
Source: RefSeq, a predicted model, not a curated record